Messenger RNA from Lutra lutra (Eurasian river otter), 403 nucleotides. Its product is annotated as U6 snRNA-associated Sm-like protein LSm5. Lineage: Eukaryota; Metazoa; Chordata; Mammalia; Carnivora; Mustelidae. The transcript has a single exon. Gene Ontology annotation, cellular component: U6 snRNP; U4/U6 x U5 tri-snRNP complex; Lsm1-7-Pat1 complex. Gene Ontology annotation, molecular function: RNA binding. Bases 14 to 289 code for a protein of 91 amino acids. Gene Ontology annotation, biological process: mRNA splicing, via spliceosome. The record is from RefSeq and is a predicted model, not a curated record.
UUCCGGCGUAGCCAUGGCGGCUAACGCUACCACUAACCCGUCGCAGCUGCUGCCUCUAGAGCUUGUGGACAAAUGUAUAGGAUCAAGAAUUCACAUUGUGAUGAAGAGUGAUAAAGAAAUUGUUGGCACACUUUUGGGAUUUGAUGACUUUGUCAAUAUGGUACUGGAGGAUGUCACUGAAUUUGAAAUCACACCAGAAGGAAGAAGGAUCACUAAAUUAGAUCAAAUUUUGCUAAAUGGAAAUAAUAUAACAAUGCUGGUUCCUGGAGGAGAAGGUCCUGAAGUAUGAAUGGAUUUCCUUGACUUAACUGUUUUGUGUUAUAAUGACAACAAGAUAGAAAUUUUUUUUAACCUUUUAAUGUUUGGAUUCUGUAAAGCCAAGUUUCCCGUUAAAGGGAAAUGU